AAGACUGCAGGUUCUUCCUCUCUCGCUCUCUCCCUAACUAUCUAUUUGUUCCAAAUUUUUAUAUAUUAGUAUUUUGAAGUUCUCUUUCUUCUCUCAACUGUCUUGUCUGACUGUCUUUUGCUCAAGUGCCCUUGGCUUCUCCACUGGUCCUAAACAAACUUUGCAGGCUUUCUUGUCAGAACCCUCUCUCUCUCUCUCUCUCUCUCUUUCUUUGAGGUAUCUGCCAAAGAUAUAAAAGAACCCACAGAAGACUCUCUAAAAGCUUUUACAAACUUUCUCUUAAACAUUACCCAAACACGCCAAACAAAGCUACACUAUAAACCAACCAAACCAAAAGCAACAACCAAAACCCCACUCUCUCUCCAUGGACUUCCAUCUGAAGCAAUGGAGAAACCAGCAUGAGUCAGAGCAACAACACUCUGCAAAGAUACCAAAACUUCUCCUUGAGCCCCAACAACAGCCACAACCUCCUGCCUCUGCUGCUCUCCCUUUGUUUGUACCUGAACCCAACAGCAAAAUCAGCUCCAUGUCAGCAUUUCCUGAUUCAACAUCAGCUGCCACCAGAUUUCCCAGUAGGAUGGGUAGCUUCUUCAGCUUGGCCCAGUGGCAGGAGCUUGAGCUUCAGGCUUUGAUAUUCAGGUACAUGUUGGCAGGUGUUGCUGUUCCUCCUGAACUUCUUCAGCCAAUCAAGAAAAGCCUUCUUCAUACUCAUCCAUAUUUCCUCCAUCACCCUCUUCAACAUUUCCCACAUUAUCAGCCAGCUUUGUUGCAAUCAGGGUACUGGGGACGUGCUGCCAUGGACCCGGAGCCCGGGCGUUGCCGGAGGACCGACGGCAAGAAAUGGCGGUGCUCGAGGGACGUGGUGGCCGGCCAGAAGUACUGCGAGCGCCACGUGCACCGUGGCCGAAACCGUUCAAGAAAGCCUGUGGAAAUCCCCACACCCAUCACCACCUCCACUACUGCAGCCGGUAGUGGUGGGACUCUCAAAGCCUCCAUUCCCACUGCUGCUCCGCCCUUGGCAACCAUGGCUGGUGGGACCAAUUUCGCUCUUUCAGGAUCAUCCCCUUCCGUUGAUCUCCUUCACCUUAGUCAAAGUUCCUUAGGGUUCAAAACUGAGAACAAUGGCCUCUUUGAAGCCCAAAAUGAGGCAUCAGCGGAUGGUAAAUCUGAUGGCCAUAUCCUGCGGCAUUUUUUUGAUGAUUGGCCCCGAUCAUCGCUUCAAGAAUCCGAUAACACUGGAAGAAAUGCUAGCCCCAUGAACUCUUCCACCUGCCUCUCCAUUUCAAUGCUGGAAAAUUCACCGUCGGAUGUGUCCUUGAAAUUGUCCACCGGCAAUGGAGACGAGCCAGGCUCCAGGGAUAGCAAUGCAGAACCAGGGCAACCACAACUGAACUGGGCUGCUGGGUGGGCAACAAAUCAAGUGGCUUCAAUGGGAGGUCCGCUAGCAGAGGCAUUGAGAUCUUCUACUUCCAAUUCAUCACCAACCAGCGUGCUUCAUCAAUUGCCCCGUGGGCAUGCCACCGAGGCUAGCCUUGUCAGCACUUGAAUUUAGUCGGGAAUUUCGAAUAAUUAAUAAUGUGAUUUUUAUUUUUCAGCUAUUUAUGUUCCUUUCUCA
Molecule: messenger RNA, 1615 nt
Organism: Corylus avellana
Lineage: Eukaryota; Viridiplantae; Streptophyta; Magnoliopsida; Fagales; Betulaceae
Gene: GRF3
Product: growth-regulating factor 3
Biological process (GO): regulation of DNA-templated transcription; DNA-templated transcription; developmental process
Cellular component (GO): nucleus
Molecular function (GO): ATP binding
Source: RefSeq, a predicted model, not a curated record